Molecule: messenger RNA, 330 nt
Organism: Spirometra erinaceieuropaei
Lineage: Eukaryota; Metazoa; Platyhelminthes; Cestoda; Diphyllobothriidea; Diphyllobothriidae
Source: the annotation of a GenBank genome assembly
AUGUUCGCUUUCCCCUCCGCGGUUGCGACUGAUCGUGGUGCCCAGUUUGAGUCUCAACCCUUCCAAACACUACUCAAUUUUCUUGGCUGCAUACGCAUUCGGACGACAUUCUACCGCUCAGCUGCCAACGGCAUGGUUGAGCGUCUCCAUCGCCAGCUAAGGACCGUCCUGCGUGCCGUAGAAGACUCAGGAAACUGGUCGGACAACCUUCCUCUUGCACAUUUUGGCAUCCGCGCAGCUCUGAAGUCGGAUCUGGGCUGUAGCGCAGUUGAACUGGUUUUCGGCACUGUCCUCCAACUGCCAGGCGAGAUGGUCGCCCCCAGACUCUAG